CCUUCUCUGGGAGUUUCCAUCCCGGUCGACUCCAGGCUUUAUGUGCAGCACCUGUUCACUCGGCCCCUCUGCUCACUCUGACACACACACACACACACACUGACACACUCACACACACACAGUCUCUCCACACACACACUCAUUGCAAACCUUGUAGACUGCAGAGCAGAACUUCAAGCCACGUUCCUCCUCUGGGAAUUCUUCAUGCUACGGAAAGUGUUUACUUAAAUCUGGAUUCUUGUCAAGCAUGCCUGAUGUUCACACAGUGCUCCUGGACUUCUGCAUGGACUGUGAAGAACUUUGGAGAACUUUUCCUGAUGCUUUGGUGGAACGUGGUGUGAGCUGUUGAUGGUUCUUGAUUGUCCAACUUUUUUUUUUGCACUUUUUUAGUUCUGUCCUGGAUUUUGGAGAACUUUUGCAGAUUUGAAACUUUGAGAACGUUGCAGAAGCUGAGGACUCUGGUGUGAGGACUCUUCUCCAUCACGACUAUGUGGUUUCGACUUCUCCUCGCCUCGUUAUUCCGCGUGCGGGAUGUGUGUGUAAGGAACGGCUUCUCCGUGUGCUCAUGCUGAACGGGACUCCAGCGUGUAUCCAGUGCGUAAAGCUGAGCCAAAUGAUUCCUCUUCUUCUCCUCUCUCUUCUGUUGUCUCUUCUUCAUGGGUCGGAGGCGGAAUCCACGCUCCUCGCUAAGCUUCACCACUCCAAUGGAAAAGAGCACAAUGGAGUUCAGGAGUCUCAGCAUGAGAAGGUAGUGAUGGUCAGCGGGGACGGAGUCGUCCACAGUCCCGGGUUUCCGCACACUUACCCACGCAGCACUGUGAUCGCGUGGAGGCUCGUGGCAGCCAAUGAGAACGCCAGGAUUCAGCUGACCUUUGACCCCCGCUUCGGCCUGGAGGAUCCUGAGGACGGCGUGUGCAAAUAUGAUUACGUGGAAGUGGAGGAACCUGAUGGAAGUCUGGUGCUGGGUCGUUGGUGUGGCUCUCAGUCUGCUCCUGGGCCUCAGACGUCCAAAGGGAACCAGAUUCGUAUUCGCUUCAUUUCAGACGAGUACUUUCCCUCUGAGCCAGGUUUCAGCAUCCACUACUCUGUCCUGCAGCAGAAGCCGGCCGUGCCCGCCCUCAUGCCCGCGGCUCUGCACAGCGUGGAGGCAAUGAGUGAAGCCGUGGCUGAAUUCGGCACGGUGGAGGAGGUCCUGAAAUACCUGGAGCCUGAUCGCUGGCAGCUCGACCUGGAGGAGCUUUACAAGCCCACAUGGCACGUCUUGGGCAAGUCCUUCUUCCACCAGAAAAAAAACAGAGGCGUGGUGGAUUUGAACCUGCUCCGGGAGGAGGUCCGGCUCUACAGCUGCACUCCUCGUAAUUAUUCGGUGUCCCUGCGUGAGGAGUUGAAGAGGACGGACGUGAUUUUCUGGCCCAGCUGCCUGCUGGUGAAGCGAUGUGGCGGAAACUGUGCCUGCUGCUCGAACAACUGCUACGACUGUCAGUGCACUCCCACUAAAGUGACCAAAAAAUACCACGAGGUCCUGAUGCUGAAAUUCAGACCAGGUCGAGGCUCGCUGAAGUCACUGACGGACGUGGCGCUGGAGCAUCAUGAGGAGUGCAACUGCGAGUGCAAGAACGACUGAAUGAGGAGCUUCAAUGAAGAAAUAUUUAUUCGAUGGACUUUGUUUGUACUACGAUGUUCAAGCUAAUAAAACGGAGAGAUAAACAGGUUUUAUGUGGACAUGGCUCCAGUAUCGGUCAUCUCCCAGAUCUGUGGAAAAAACUUCUCCUUGGUCCAGUUGAAAUAUUGGGCAGGAUGAUGGAUCAUUUAACAUUUUCAACAUGGACAAAAAGAUUUUUUUUAAUGAUCUUUGCUUCUAAUUAUGCUCCAGAAAAGGACAUGAGCAUUUUCUGUUUUCUGUUUUUACCUUCUGAUGCUCUUCAUCCUUCUCCAAACCUCACUGGAUUUUUUUUAUGAUAUCGUGAACCUCUUCACUGGAGGUCGCUGUGGACCAGAGGAGAACCUCCAACUUUUACUGAACUGAUUUUUAAUUCAAGAGAGAAGAAAGGAGGACAGAGAGAGACUGUUUACGUCUUCUUUACGUUACAUUUGGCUCCAUAUGAAAGAUGUAAAUGUCUCGUGGCAUUCUCUUGAAAUGGAGGCUAGGAGAACGUUCAGGGAAAGAGAAGAGUGCAGAAGAGGCUUUUUUUUCUAUUUUUAUUUUUUUUCUUUUUCAGUGUCCUUUCUGCAGCUCAUUCAUCAGACGUCCCAUGGUGGGGUUCGAGAUGAGCGAGGCGGCCCGAGUGAGCUCUUUUUGUAGAUUUUUAUGCAUUUUCAGUGAUGUAAAUAGCCUUCCUGUUCCGGUUUUCUUGAGUUUUGUAUCUUUGUUUUUAUCAGUCAUGUGCCUUUUUUAUGCAGAUCACACUGUCACACUGAUUUCCUCUUUAUUAUCGUGUUAAUCAGCCACAAGUCCAACACAGCGAAAUCCAGCAACAUCCACAGUGUUGAAUGAGCUCUUAUAGGAUCGUAUUCAAAAGAUAUGUCAAAUAGAGGCACAAAUAAAGUGCUACUAAUAAUUCUUUCGAUUUUUAACGCUCUCAUUAAGCCUCUCAGGCCAAAUAACAAAAUCAAAAUCAGGCAGUGGAC
Messenger RNA from Pangasianodon hypophthalmus (striped catfish), 2628 nucleotides. RefSeq names its product platelet derived growth factor c (gene pdgfc). Gene Ontology annotation, biological process: platelet-derived growth factor receptor signaling pathway; positive regulation of cell migration; positive regulation of protein autophosphorylation. Gene Ontology annotation, molecular function: growth factor activity; platelet-derived growth factor receptor binding. Gene Ontology annotation, cellular component: membrane. NCBI's taxonomy places the organism in Eukaryota, Metazoa, Chordata, Actinopteri, Siluriformes, Pangasiidae. The transcript has 6 exons. Bases 566 to 1624 code for a protein of 352 amino acids. The record is from RefSeq and is a predicted model, not a curated record.